Molecule: messenger RNA, 1037 nt
Organism: Cheilinus undulatus (humphead wrasse)
Lineage: Eukaryota; Metazoa; Chordata; Actinopteri; Labriformes; Labridae
Gene: ndufa8
Product: NADH:ubiquinone oxidoreductase subunit A8
Exons: 4
Coding region: 161-679 (172 amino acids)
Biological process (GO): mitochondrial electron transport, NADH to ubiquinone
Source: RefSeq, a predicted model, not a curated record
UCAUCAGCACGCGCCUUCCCUCUGACAGCAGCAGCAGGCGCAGUAAGCUGACCUUCUCUGCGGCCUCGUAGCUCAUCCUGGAGCUAGACGAGGACCUUGAAUGUUUUUCAGCAGCGGUACAUAACUUUUGCCGUUUGUAUUAUUUUACACACGCACAGCCAUGCCUACAACGCUUGAAGUCCCUACACUACAGGAGCUAAAUGUGGACGAGAUCAAUGUGUCAUCUGCAGUGCUGAAGGCUGCUGCCCACCAUUAUGGUUCCCAGUGUGACAAACCCAACAAGGAGUUCAUGCUCUGCCGCUGGGAGGAAAAGGACCCCAGAAAAUGUCUAGAAGAGGGAAGGAAAGUUAACGAGUGUGCACUUAACUUCUUCAGGCAAAUCAAGGGAAACUGUGCCGAGUCCUUCACCGAGUACUGGACCUGUCUGGAUUAUUCCAACUUGGCCGAGCUGCGUCGCUGCCGUAAGCAGCAGCAAGCCUUCGACAGCUGCGUUCUCGACAAGCUCGGCUGGGAGAGACCUGACCUGGGAGACCUGUCGAAGGUGACCAAAGUGGCGACCGAGCGGCCCCUCCCUGAAAACCCUUACCACUCUAGACCUCGUCCUGAGCCGAACGCAGUUAUUGAGGGUAAACUGGAGCCUGCCAAGCAUGGCAGCAAGUUUUUCUUCUGGACCUGGUGAUUCAGCUCUAGAGUUUCAGAUACCUUCCAAAAGCAUGAGCCCUGCCCAAAGACCUUCAACCACUGCCGCCUUUGUGAUUCUUCAUUGGCUUCGAAUCUUUAAAUGUCAACACAAGCAGGCUGUUCUUGUCACCUUAUUGUAAUCUCUGAGGGUUCUUCUUUUUUUUGGGCAGGGCUUAUGCAGCAGGAGUACGUCCAGCAUCAUCAAACAGUUAGUUAAUGAAAGAGGGAUGGAUGAUUGUGUGAUCAAAGUCUGUGUUAUCCAUACAGCUUUCCUCAACACUUCUGUAAAUGUAACGAGUGAACAAAUGCAACAUGCUGUUAUUAUAUUUGUCAAAUAAUAAAGAGGUAAAUUAUCA